Messenger RNA from Drosophila busckii, 1477 nucleotides. RefSeq names its product dolichyl-diphosphooligosaccharide--protein glycosyltransferase 48 kDa subunit (gene Ost48). The transcript is spliced from 2 exons. NCBI's taxonomy places the organism in Eukaryota, Metazoa, Arthropoda, Insecta, Diptera, Drosophilidae. Gene Ontology annotation, cellular component: endoplasmic reticulum membrane; oligosaccharyltransferase complex. The record is from RefSeq and is a predicted model, not a curated record. Bases 55 to 1401 code for a protein of 448 amino acids.
GUCAUCACUAAACGAAAAGACGAGCAUAAAAUAAAAAUUAUAGGCGGCUCCAAAAUGUGGAAAAUUUUACUGAUUGCCAUAUUGGCUAUUAGCAAUUGCCAAGCUGUGCUCGACAACGAUGCCAAUACGUUAGUUCUUUUAGACAAUUUGGCCAUACGUGAAACACAUUCAAUUUUCUUUAAGGGGUUGCAAGAUCGUGGUUUCAAGUUGACUUAUAAAUUGGCCGAUGAUUCUAGUCUGCUAUUAUCCCGUUAUGGCGAAUAUUUAUACAAACAUGUGAUAAUCUUUGCGCCCAGCGUUGAGGAAUUUGGCGGCGACAUCAGCGUGGAGCGUCUAGCGCAAUUUGUGGACGAUGGUGGCAAUGUUUUGGUGGCCGGCAGCGAAAAGUCUGGCGACGCACUACGUGAAUUUGCAUCCGAGUGCGGUUUUGAAUUAGAUGAGGAAAACGCAGCUGUUAUAGAUCACUUGAACUAUGAUGCAAGCGAUGCUGGUGACCACACCACGAUAUUGACUGCAGCGAAGAAUCUGAUCGAUGCUGCCAGUGUGGUCGGCAAGGAUAAUCGUAAAGCGGAAGCGGCGCCUUUGCUGUAUCGCGGCACUGGACUCAUUGCAGACAAGGAGAAUCCAUUGGUACUUAAGCUGUUGACCGCAGAGAGCAGUGCCUAUAGCUACAAUCCGGACUCGAACAUAUCGGACUAUCCACAUGCUGUGGGCCGCGGCACAUUGCUGAUCGCCGCCUUACAGGCACGUAACAAUGCACGCGUUGUCUUCUCUGGCUCGCUGUAUUUCUUUUCUGAUGAGAGCUUCACUACGGCCGUGCAGUAUGCCCAGAGCGGUGUCUUCCACAAAAUGUCCGGUAAUCGUGCCGUCGCCGAGUCAAUUAGCCAGUGGGUGUUUGGUGAGAGCGGUCGUCUACGUGUCGCCUCCGUGCAUCACAACAAGGAGGGCGAACGUAAUCCACCAGAGCAGGCUUAUACCAUCACCGAUCCUGUUGUCUAUACCAUUGCCAUCGAGGAGCUGGUGGCAGGCAAGUGGCAAGCAUUUAAGGCAAAUGAUAUACAGCUGGAGUUUGUGCGUAUUGAUCCUUUCGUGCGCACGACCCUCAAGCAGACCAAGGGCGGCAGCUACCAGGCCAAGUUCAAGAUACCCGAUGUCUACGGCGUCUAUCAGUUUAAGGUGGACUACGAUCGUGUAGGUUAUACGCAUCUAUAUAACACCACACAGGUCUCGGUACGUCCACUGGAGCAUACACAGUAUGAGCGCUUCAUACCCAGCGCUUUCCCCUACUACACCAGCGCCUUCUCCAUGAUGAUUGGCGUAUUUGUGUUCGCCUUCGUGUUUCUGCACUUUAAGGAUGAGCCCAUGGGCAAGUCUGUCAAAGAUGACAAGAAACAUCAGUAAUUUAGCAAUGUAGUAACCGAGAUAUUCAAAUUUGUACUUUGUUGUGAAGAAAUAAAAAGUAAUUUCACUUUGCCUA